Messenger RNA from Mycetomoellerius zeteki, 919 nucleotides. Its product is annotated as uridine diphosphate glucose pyrophosphatase. NCBI's taxonomy places the organism in Eukaryota, Metazoa, Arthropoda, Insecta, Hymenoptera, Formicidae. Bases 84 to 755 code for a protein of 223 amino acids. The transcript is spliced from 3 exons. The record is from RefSeq and is a predicted model, not a curated record. Gene Ontology annotation, molecular function: metal ion binding; UDP-sugar diphosphatase activity. Gene Ontology annotation, biological process: nucleoside phosphate metabolic process; ribose phosphate metabolic process.
CAUCAUUAUCAACGGGAGUUGAGGUUAAGGGAAAGGUCUACUCGGUGCUUCGUGCUCCCGGCCUCCCGGUAUUUUGACAGGAGAUGAAUGUCACGAUACAGGAUGAGAGGAACCAGAUUGCGCGUAAGAAGAUGCUUGAUCUGCACGAUGUCCGCGUGGGAAAAGUCCCGCAGGACUCGCCGUGGUUAAGGAGCGUUCGCUUGCACUACACGCAUGAUGGUCAAUCAAAGAAUUGGGACGUGAUAAGGAUUCACGACAGCGUGUGUAUAAUUGUCUUCAAUACAAGUCGAAAGAAGCUCGUAUUUGUUAGACAAUUUCGGCCAGCAGUGUAUUACGCAUCCCUACCGGAGAAUCAAGAGGCUAUCGACAUCGAGCGUCAUCCCGCGACACUGGGGAUAACUUUGGAACUCUGCGCUGGUAUCGUGGAUAAGGAUAAAUCUCUCGUCGAGAUCGCAAAGGAAGAGUUGAAGGAAGAGUGUGGUUACGAAGCACCCACUUCAUCAUUUAAACAAAUUGUUACCUAUCUAUCUAGCGCUUCUGCUAGUGCAAAACAAACUCUUUUCUAUGUAGAAGUCACGGACGACAUGAAGAUACACCCUGGUGGUGGUGACGAGUCCGAAGGUGAAGUCAUAGAAGUGGUGGAAUUAAGCAUUCCUGAGCUAAAGGAUUACAUGAGAACCAAAGAAGUACCGAGUCCCUCCAGCUUCCUUCACGGUGUGUCUUGGUUCCUACUUAAUAAAUCUGAGUACUGUUAAUUAGAAUAAAGCUAAAAUUUAUCUUGCUCAGGCCUCUAAAAUAAAUUAAAGAAUGGCAAAUUAAUUGCAAGUAAAAAUAAACGCUAUUGUUCAACCGCAUUUAUUUACAAAUAGAGCAUUUAUACACAAGCAAUGACGAGAUAGUUGCACAAUUUAAGUUACAU